UAAUUAAAUUAAAAAAUUAAAAAUUUGGGAAGGAAAAAUAUUUUCUAUUAGAAUGAUAUUUGAAAAUUAAUGAAAUUAUGAAAAGUUUUUGAGAAUUGAAUUUUAAGAAUUCUGGUGGUGUACAAAUAUGGCCUUAAUUGCUUUAUCCUGGAAUCUCUUCAAAUACCAAUCUCCCUAGUUCUUGCUCUGGCUGCAUCACAACUACGUACCAAUACCUCAGCCAACGUAGUACGUACGCUACUCAUGGCAAAUCGAACUGUUUUCGUCUUCCUCCAUUUUCUGUCGCUGCUUCUGCUACAAUCUUACCUAUCAAGCUUUGCUACUGCAACAAUUUCCAACAUUACCACAGAUCAAUCUGCUCUUCUUGCAUUGAAGGCUUAUAUUUCUCAUGACCCUUACCAUCUUCUGACGCGCAACUGGAGCACUAGCGUCUCGGUUUGCAAUUGGGUCGGUGUGACAUGUGGUUCCAAACAUCAUCGAGUAACAGCCUUGAACCUCUCUUAUGUGGGUUUUGUAGGUACUAUUCCUCCGCAUAUCGGAAAUCUUUCAUUUCUGAUCGUCCUAAACAUAAGAAAUAACAGUUUUCAGGGUUCAAUACCAGACGAGUUAUCUAAUCUUUAUCGGUUAGAAAUCUUAAACAUCCAAUUCAAUAACUUUAGUGGAGAAAUACCGCCAUGGAUGACCUUUUAUACCAAGCUUCAAAAAUUGUUUCUUUAUGGUAACAAUUUUGUAGGUACCAUUCCUCCGAAUAUCGGAAACCUUUCAUUUCUUGUGAGUUUAAGCGUCGGAAACAACAGUUUUCAUGGCUCAAUUCCAAAUGAAUUGUCUUGUCUUCACCGAUUGAAAUUCUUAAGACUUUGGAUAUAAUGGAUUUAGCGGAGAAAUCCCUUCAUGGAUGGGGUUGCUAACCAAACUUCGAUAUCUGUAUCUUGAUAAUAACAGUUUUGUGGGUACUAUUCCACCAUCUUUAUCAAACAUAUCUUCAUUGCAACUAAUUAGUCUUGCUUACAAUCAACUUUCGGGCUCCAUACCUUCCUCUUAUCUUCAAUAUAUCUUCCUUGCAAGGAAUUUUUCUUGGAGGAAACAAGCUUUCAGGUUCGAUGCCCUCCACUUUCUUCAACAUGCCUUCACUACAAGCCAUUGACCUCGUCGAUAAUAAGCUAUCUGGUGCACUACCAAUGUUGAUGUUUGAUAAUCUUCCCAACAUACAAUAUUUUUCCAUCACUGGCAAUCAGUUUUCUGGUCAACUCCCACCCACUUUGCAUAAGUGCAUAAAGCUACAAAUUCUAUCCCUAUCAAGAAAUUAUUUCACUGGAAGGCUACUCCCCGAGACAGGGAACUUGACCAUGCUUAUAGAGUAGUAUCUUGGUGACAACAACUUUGAAGGUGCAAUACCCAGUGAGAUUGGUAAUCUGCUGAACCUAGAGAUUUUUAGUAUCUCAAUCAACAAUUUUACUGGACCAAUUCCAUUUGAAAUCUUCAAUAUCUCAACAAUACAAGUUAUUGCAAUGGAGGGAAAUCAACUCUCAGACCAUCUCCCAACAAAUGCAGGCCUCUUCCUUCCAAAUCUUCGGCAGCUUAUUCUUGGAGAGAAUAAACUUGCAGGAACAAUUCCCAAUUCUAUUUCCAAUGCUUCCCAUCUCACUCUCAUAGACUUGAGUUGGAACUCAUUCACGGGCACAAUUCCAAACACAAUUCGUAAUUUGAGGCUCCUCCAGUGGCUCAACCUAGGAUUCAAUAAUUUGACUAAUGAAUCUCCAGAAUUGAGUUUUUUGUCUGAUAUGGCAAAGUGCAUACAUCUUAGAAAGUUGGUUUUGGACAACAAUCACCUUAGUGGCUUUCUGCCCAAAUCCAUUGGAAACCUAUCUCUCUCACUUGAAAGACUUCAGCUAAGUGAUUGCAAUAUUAAGGGCAACAUUCCGCGAAGUAUUGGCAAUUUAAGUACAUUGAUAGCUUUGUCCUUGGGCGAUAAUGAAAUGACAGGAUCUAUUCCAGCUACAAUUGGAAGAUUGCGCAUGCUCCAAGUUUUGAAUUUUGGAGGCAAUAGACUACAGGGUCCCAUCCCAUCUAGCCUAUGCCAUUUAGGAAGUUUGUCUGGAUUAGGUUUAAAUGAUAAUGAGCUUUCUCGACAUAUUCCAGCAUGCUUAAAUAAUAUGACUUCCAUAAGAGCUCUCUACUUGGGCUUUAACCAAUUGACUUCUACAAUUCCUUUGAGCUUAUGGAGGCUUCAAUAUCUUUUGGAGCUCGACCUAUCAACAAAUUCUCUAAGUGGCAUUAUUGCAUUAGAGAUUGGAAAUAUGAAUGUCUUGAGAAUAUUGGAUUUGUCAACAAAUCAACUCUCAGGUAAUAUCCCAGUAAUGAUUGGUGACCUUAAAGAUCUAACCAAUCUCUCUCUAGCAUUCAAUCGACUAGAAGGUUCAAUUCCUGAACAUUUUGGUGCACUGGUAGGCUUAGAGUUCUUAGAUCUUUCUUAUAACAAUUUAUCUGGUCAGAUUCCCAAGUCUUUAGAAGGGCUCUUAUAUCUCAAAUAUCUAAAUGUCUCCUUUAAUAAACUACAAGAAGAAAUUCCUACGAGAGGACCAUUUUUAAACUUCUCAGCUGCAUCAUUUAUGUCAAACAAGGCACUCUGCGGUGUGAGUCGAUUGCAAGUUUCCCCAUGCAAAGGAGGUGCUUCUUUUCCACAAAUACUAAAGUAUAUAUUACCUUCAAUUGGUAUAAUAAUGCUUGCAUCAUCCAUUUCAUUAGCCUGGAAAAGAUUAUGCCAAAGGAGGAAUGCCAAUUUGUUAGGUGACACAAACGUAUCACCUUUAACAACAUGGAGAAGAAUUUCACACCAAGAAGUUUUACGAGCAACAUAAGGUUUUAGUGCAAACAACAUACUUGGAGAAGGGAGUUUUGGGUCAGUUUAUAAAGGAACACUCUUAGAUGGUAUGAAUGUUGCAGUAAAAGUUUUAAAUUUGCAAUUAGAAGGAGCGUUCAAAAGUUUUGAAGUAGAAUGCAGGAUAUUAA
Juglans microcarpa x Juglans regia is the source of this 3009-nucleotide messenger RNA. Its product is annotated as LRR receptor-like serine/threonine-protein kinase FLS2. Gene Ontology annotation, molecular function: protein binding. Bases 1509 to 2858 code for a protein of 449 amino acids. The transcript has 2 exons. The record is from RefSeq and is a predicted model, not a curated record. Lineage: Eukaryota; Viridiplantae; Streptophyta; Magnoliopsida; Fagales; Juglandaceae.